GCGGCUCAUAGCAGAAGUGAGCUAACCGUAGUUAAGAUCGAGUCUUCGUCGCCCCGCGAAGUGUGGUUCGCGAUUGAAAGGAGAAGAGCGUUUUUCGGUACGCGGCGGUCGCAUCCACAGGUACCACCUUUGGAUUUGUUUGUGCUUUCAUCAGUUCUAAGCUUGGAUACGCGAGCCGGCACUUUGCCGCUGCUGAACUUUAUCUAGGAUAACUGCAUUAUGAAAUUGACUGAAACAAACAAAUCUACACAAAAAUAACGAUUAUGUCUUCAUUAUUUGUCUACUCCUUCCUCGUUUUUCUCUCUUGCGCUGCUUCACAAUCCAACUACGCUGACCAAGCCAAUAACGUCGAAUACAAUGGUGAUGGACUACCACCUGAAGCCACCUUGGAUGGGAAGGUCACAAAAUUGGACGAUCUCAGCCCAGUGAUAUUCCUCAACAGGACAAAGGCCGCUCUAAAUUGUGCUGCCGGAUCUAUGCUGGUUGAAUUAAAGUUCAAUGAUGCAUUCCAUGGUAUUGCUUAUGCAGAUUUUGAUAGAAACUCGGCGUGUCAAGUUACUGGCAGAGGUGAUCAUAGCUACAAACUCGAAUUACCUCUGAAGGGCUGCGGUACAAGACAGGAUCCGCAAAGAGUUUUUACUAACAACAUUGUAGUGAGGUUUCAUCCUAAUUUAGAAAUGGAUGGAGACGAAAUUAUUACUAUUGUAUGUAGGUAUCCUCCUCCGAUAGCUCCAGUACCUCCAAUACCACUGCCAAUUCAAGAAGCAGCAGUACCAGUGGCUGCCUUAGAACCACCAUUGAAAGGUUUCCAAAUCUUGCUUAUAAUAUGCGGAAUCCUGUUCCUUUCCUUGUUGCUUCUUGGUUUAGGAUGCUCAUACUAUUGCCUAAGAAGAAGACCAGUUACCUUCAUUCGACCAUUCUCGAGUAUCGGUAGCGAUUCGGAAAUUACCAAAUUAUCUGGCAGCUCACUUGGCACACUUUCCAUGUUCGAGGGUCUCAAAAUACCCCGUGCUCAUGCGCCAGUGGGUAUUACUGGAAGCAGUUCCGGAAGCGAAGAGGGUAACCUCAUCAGCGAUACGCUUCCUUCUGAUUAUCCUUCCGAGUCGCAUUCUGAAGUUGAAGAAACCCGAUCUCUACCAGUUUCUUCGGCUGGUAGUUUUGAAAACAGAGCCUUCAUCCAAGACCAUGGAAGCUUCUUCGGCUCAGAAGGCUACGGCCAUACUCAAGAGCAACAUAUUCAAAACGCCGCCAUGGCCCAUUUGGAAACAGUUCCUAGAUUACCAUUAGCAGUGAAAGCUGAGCAACCAAACUUUGACGUUCAAAUGCGAGUGAAACGGGCUCCACCUUCACCGACAAGCCUCUCAUUUUCCGACACAGAGAGUAUGAGAACUGAGAGAAAUCUCUCAACAAUUCCAGAACAACUGGAAGAUAUGAGCGUUAGGUCAGUGUCUCCACCUAUUAAUGAAAGAACACACUUUACUUACGUCCCAGAAUUGCAUCAUCCUCCAAAGCAUAUUCAACCAGCACCAACUUAUAACAGGAUACUUAGAAAACAACAGGAAAUGGCCGAUGCAAGAUCCAUAGCUUCUCUAAAUACAGAAAUGACUGACACUCAUAGUGUAACAGAAACAAUUGAUGAUUCGCAUCAUAUCUUUGUAGCUUCAGUGCCUCCACCCCCACCGCCAAUUAUACCCAAACAAGAAUACAUCAUGGAAAUGGAACAUCCUGGUAAAUUAGAACCUCCUAUAGCACCUGUUCAUAAGCCUGAAAUAACUUCACAUGUGGUUGAUGAUGUAUUCCUGAGAACUAUAACAGAAAAGAAAACUAUUGAGGACAUUGAAAGGCAUAAAAGAUUAAUCACUGAGUUCCAUUCUCGUACUAAACCACCACCAGUACCACCAAUAGACACUACCAGGUGGGAUGUAACAAUUAAAAAUUAUCCUGUUCAAGUGGAUCCUCCAGAAUGGGAAGACUUUUCAGAUAUUUCAUCAGCUUCAGGAUUAACUUUAACGUCCAAUUAUGAUAGGGCAGCUCUACAUUUGCCUCCUCAACCACAAAUCAAUGACAAUAAGUUACCAUUAAAUGCACCAGAGUUAGUCAGUAAUAUUGGUUCGCAGCCACAUAGACAGUUGGUUACCAGUGAUUUGACAACAAGACAGAGGGACUCCCUACAUACAGCUGAUGCAAGAGAAGAAAACUUCCUUUCCACGUUCAAUAUACCAUUAGAAAAUUCACAAGUACCAAACUGGAACGUUUUGAUUAGAGUUCUACAGCCUACAGAGCAAGAAGAAGAAGGUCCUGUCAUUGAAAGCGCUGAAACUUUCAACUCCCAACUAACUCUUAGCGACAAAAUGAAAUGGAGACAAAUUAUUACGACAGAGUCGACUUUACGAACUCUUCUUACUGAAGCUGUAGUAAAAGAAGACUUUGAGAAAAUCCGAAAGGAUCAACGAUACGAGAAAAUAUUCGAACCACCAAAGUGGGACGUGAUUAUUAGAAUUCUGACUCCGAUCGACAAACAACCUAAAUCUAGAUUUAGGAAGAAGAGUGACUGGGAUAACAGAAGCCGACGUAGCAGCUUGCCAACCUUAUACGAAUACGAUUCAGAUGGCGGAAGCAGUGUAAAAACUUUAACAAGAGAACCUAUGGUUUAUCCGUCUAUGCCUAGAAGAUCUUCAAGAUCAAGUUAUAAAAGCGAAGCUGAUCUCAGGUCAAUGUCAGAAAUGACCGUUGACUUUGCAAGACCAGAUCAUUUUGAUAGUCAAUCAGAAGCUUCAAGUUACUACCCUGACAGGCGAUACUAUGAAGAUUCUGAAGUUGAUGGUGGAUCGAUGCAUGGAAGGUCAUUGGCUAGAUCUUUGAGUCAACCCAGUUUGGCUAGAUCUGCUAGUGAAUUUACAGAAAGAUGGGUUGCACCCUCUCGGUACGAUACUGCAAGUGAGUUUACUUCCCCCGAGGGUACUCCAAAAUCUCAAAGAAGUAGUCGCAUUCAACCUUUCCAUUUACCUAGAACAGAAACUGAGCAGCAGUCUUCCUGGCAAGCCAGCGAGUCUAGAAGGGUAACUAGGGGUCCAGGAACUACCACUGAGGAGAUGACCAGAGAAUUUAGAAGCGAAGCCAAGACCAGUUUCAUGGGUGCGAAGCCGAAAAGAGGAUGGUUCGGCGGCGACAACGAAAGUGAAGCUAGUUACAAAUAGUAUUAGGUGAAGACAUAUUCCAUUUAUAUUUUAAAUUUUAAUAUUUUAAUUGCCAUCACGUCCUCUACUUAAGUAAAUGUAAGUAUUUUAAUAUAAAAUAUAUUCCUAAAUAUCGUGCUAGUUUCAGAUUCUACCUAGGUAUUGUUAUGUUGCUCUAACGUCUAUAAGACGCGAGUUCACUAUCUAAAAUUACUUCUCAAAAAGCAACGUAACAGUAUUUAUUCUGGAAUUUAUAUUACGAAAUUAUAAAAGAAAGAUGAAGAGAUUCCAGUUCUUUCAAAUUCAGUAUGAAAGUAGCAAAUCUAUUUUGAAAUUGAUUCUUUCGUACCUAUGUGUAUUAUAUUUAUAAAAUAAAUUGAUCACGGCAUAUCAGACAUAAAUGAAAAGGUGUCAAAAUAUGUUUUCGUCAACUAGGAUUUGAAUCUGGGACCUACUCCAAUACAGUAUUGAAUAGAUUUUUUUUUUAAGCCAUAAUCUUUAAAAAUUAGAAAUAACAUGUAUUUUUGAGUUGCUUAAUUGUGAAGGUAUAUAUUGAAAUUGCCUUAUAGGUGAGUAAAUAUAUUGGAAUUUGUUUAGGGUUGAAACCACAUUGUACUUAGUAUAAACAUUAUCGUAACUAGCUGUGAUAACCAUUUGUACUUAAGAAACAAAUGGCUAAGUAGCAAUAUUUACUGGCUUACUUUUAAACCUAAUCCUUACCCGCUUUUUCACUUUUAUGUAAUAUUCAAAACUGAAGAAUUGGGUAAAUAUUUUUCCUACUAUAUUUUCUUUUCUUCUUAUGUAUUAUAAGAUAAAAUGCGGCAGGUGCCAUACUAUAGUCAGUUAUAUAACGAAAUGACAUAAUAAUAAAAAAUAUAUUAUAAAAUGCAAAAAUAAUAAGGGAUAUACCGAGAGACAUCCAAACCAUAUAGCUGCCGCUUAAUGUAUCUUUGCUCAAUUUGCCUAUAUUUCAAAUGGGGGAAAUGGUGAUGGGGAAUCCAAAGCUUUUAUAUUUCGUUCUAACUAAUUAAUUUAAUGUAGUAAUAAUUUUAGUGAGAAUAAGUGAUUUUUUUGUAAAGUUUAACUAUUAACGAAAAUAAUAUUAUUCUGUAAUUUUUUGGAAAAAAUAAAUAAAAAUAUAUUGGCAAUAAAAUAAACGCUUCAAUUUUGUAA
Ceutorhynchus assimilis (cabbage seed weevil) is the source of this 4349-nucleotide messenger RNA. NCBI's taxonomy places the organism in Eukaryota, Metazoa, Arthropoda, Insecta, Coleoptera, Curculionidae. The record is from the annotation of a GenBank genome assembly.